GUCCCGGGGGCGUGGCCCCCGCGGAUGAAGACAACAAAGGGUCGCGGGUCGCUAGCCGGCGGCAGGCGGCGGUGUUCCAGGCUUCCUCGUUCGGCUUGGCUGAGGGUGUCGGCCUCCCGCCAGUCCCGCUCCAGAUGAAGUGUGAGCACUGCACACGGAAGGAAUGUAGUAAAAAAUCAAAAACUGAUGACCAGGAGAAUGUGUCCACUGAUGCAUCAAGUCCAGCCCAGGAGAAUGAUGAGAAGGGAGAAUUCCAUAAGCUGGCAGAUGCUAAGAUAUUUCUGAGUGACUGCCUGGCAUGUGACAACUGUGUGACUGUGGAGGAAGGAGUCCAGCUUUCCCAGCAGAGUGCCAAGGACUUCUUCCACGUCUUGAAUCUUAAUAAGAAAUGCGACACCUCAAAGCACAGAGUGCUGGUUGUGUCUGUGUGUCCUCAGUCUCUGCCUUAUUUCGCUGCUAAAUUCAACCUCAGUGUCACCGAUGCAUCCAGAAGACUCUGUGGCUUCCUGAAAAGUCUUGGGGUGCACUAUGUAUUUGACACCACAAUCGCGGCAGAUUUCAGCAUCCUGGAGACUCAGAAGGAAUUUGUACGCCGGUAUCACCGACACAGUGAGGAGCAGCGUGAACUACCCAUGUUGACCUCUGCCUGUCCUGGUUGGGUCAGAUAUGCUGAGCGGGUAUUGGGCCCCCCAGUCAUCCCACAUCUCUGCACUGCCAAGUCCCCCCAGCAGGUCAUGGGGUCCUUGGUGAAGGAUUACUUUGCUAGAAAGCAGAAUCUGUCUCCAGAGAAAAUUUUCCAUGUUGUCGUGGCUCCUUGCUACGAUAAGAAGCUGGAAGCUCUUCGGGAGGGACUUUCCACCACUCUGAAUGGUGCCAGGGGCACUGACUGUGUGCUGACAUCAGGUGAAAUUGCUCAGAUAAUGGAACAAAGUGACCUCUCUGUGAAGGACACUGCUGUGGAUACUUUGUUUGGAGACAUGAAGGAGGUGGCAGUACAGCGUCACGAUGGAGUGAGCUCAGAUGGGCAUCUGGCCCACGUCUUCAGACAUGCAGCCAGGGAGUUGUUUGGCGAGCACGUGGAGGAGAUCACCUACCGUGCACUGAGAAACAAAGACUUCCACGAGGUCACCCUUGAGAAGAACGGGGAGGUCUUACUGCGCUUUGCUGCGGCCUACGGCUUUCGCAACAUCCAGAACAUGAUCCUGAAGCUCAGGAAGGGCAAAUUCCCGUAUCACUUUGUGGAGGUCCUCGCAUGUCCCAGAGGAUGCUUAAAUGGCAGAGGCCAAGCCCAGACAGAGGACGGCCACACAGACCGUGCACUGCUGCAGCAAAUGGAAGGGAUCUACUCCGGCAUCCCCGUGCGGCCCCCAGAGAGCAGUGCGCAUGUGCAGGAGUUGUACCAGGAGUGGCUGGAGGGUACCGAGUCCCCCAAAGUCCAGGAGGUGCUGCACACCACAUACCAGAGCUUGGAGCCCCGCACAGAUGGCUUGGAUAUCAAGUGGUGACAGAGCGGGAGGUCAGGAGGGGGCAGCGCCGAGUGGAGAGCGGUGGAUGUUUCACGAACAACAGGUCGCUCAGCGGCAUGCAGCUUCACGUGGUGCUACCUCUGUAGUGUGUGAGGGAGUGGAAUAUUUUCACAUGGAAAAAGCAUUUUUCCUCUCUGAGUAUCCUUUUAGCCCAAGAUUGUGAGAAAGACCCCAAAGAUGAGGCCAGGGACACGCCCCUGUCUUUCAGGGGUCUUGUUUGUUUGUUUGUUUGUUUUGUUUUUUAAAGAAUCCAAAAUGUAUUCAUUUUUUGGUUUUUGUUUUUUAAGAAAGGAUUUCUCUGUGUAGCCUUGGCUGUCCUAAAACUUGCUCUGUAGACCAAGCUGGCCUCAAACUCCUCACAGAGAUCCAUUCACCUCUGCCUCCCAAGUGUUAGGAUUAAAGACGUGUGCCACCACUGCCCAGCUCCAAGUGCUAGGAUUAAAGGUCUGUUCCUCCACCACCCAGCUCAAAAUGUGUUCUUAAAGACUCAACCCCCUGGAGUUGUGAUCUAUGAACCUCAGAGUAUUGCUGCGGAAAUGGAAGGGCCAGGCUGCUCUGUGGUGGGUAACUAUGGUUACACAGGUCCAGUCUUCCUACCCAGUUUGGCUCUUUUACUUGUACACAUUUUUGAAAAUAAUUUUGAAUUCUAGGGUCAGCAAGAUGGCUUAUUGGCAACAACCUUAGUUUGACAAUCUCGUGGUAGAAGGAGCGACCACCUGCCGUAAAUUAUCCUCUGACUUCCACACAGUCACCGAGCCUGUCAGCUUUGAGGUUGAUCCUCUUCAGGGAAAAGGCUGAUGAGAACAACAGAUUCCGCCAAGUGGAACACUUGCUUAACAUACAUGAGAGCCUGAUUUGAAUUAUUUUAAAAUAAAUGAGUCGAGAAUUAAGACGGUAGCCUACUUACGAUUUGGGGUUCUAAGGGAGGUCCAGCUCAUCGGUUACCCUCAUGGGGCAGGAAGAUGCUGGUAGUAAGGGGAAACAGUGUAUCCACACAGAGGAGUAGCUGCCCAGAGGUAACCUCUACACAAUCACUUGACACAUGCCAGAGUUCAUCCAGGAGGUGAUGCCUGGUGGUUUUGUAAAGCCCUUGGAUUUUGCUCAUGUGUGUAAUUGCCUUGACUCCUCAGUGCUGUUGGCUUUGGUUUGUUUUGUUGCUCCUAUGAGACUGUCUAGGAGCAUAACUGAGUCUAUUCUAAACAGCAGUUCUCAACCUGUGGCUUGCAACUCCCCCCACCCCAGAGGUUGCAUUAUCGGAUAUUCUGCACAGCAGAUAUGUGUAUUAUGAUUCAUAACUGUAGCAAUAUUACAAUUAUGAAUUAGUUGUGGAAAUAAUUUUAUGGUUGGGAAUCAGGAGAACAUGAGGAACUGUAUUAAAGGGUUGCAACCUUA
Molecule: messenger RNA, 2918 nt
Organism: Alexandromys fortis (reed vole)
Lineage: Eukaryota; Metazoa; Chordata; Mammalia; Rodentia; Cricetidae
Gene: Narf
Product: nuclear prelamin A recognition factor
Exons: 11
Coding region: 135-1505 (456 amino acids)
Cellular component (GO): lamin filament
Molecular function (GO): lamin binding
Source: RefSeq, a predicted model, not a curated record